AUGGCCACCAAGGAGCUCGUUACUCUCCCGGAGGUGCAGGGCACCGGUGGUCCUGAUGCCCAGCUCACGACCCCUCCCUCGGAUGAAGCCCCUAAGCAGGAGACUGGGACGCAUGGAUUAACGGAUCAGACGAACUUCUUGCCCGCCCGCCAAGUGAUCGCUGUCUUUAUGGGACUCUCCGUUGCGUUGAUGUGCUCCUUCCUUGACCAAACCAUCGUGGCUACUGCUCUGCCGAAGAUAUCGUCAGAUUUACACUCGGGUAAAAUUAGUUCAUGGGCAAGUUCGUUUCCUCCGAGUACGACGCAUCUCGCGUUCACGCCGCUGUACGGUCGAUGGUCAGAUGUCUUCGGACGAAAAAUAGUUCUGAUGGUGUCGCUGGCUAUUUUCUUCGUUUUCUCUUUGGCUUGCGCAUUAUCGCAGACGAUGAUCCAGGCAUGUGCAUCCAGUGGCACUGACGACGCCGAGACUCAAGCUAUUAUCACCAUGGUUCUGAUCAUUGUUUCCGACAUCGUCUCUCUGAAGGAUCGUGGUAAAUACCAAGGCAUCAACGAAGCCAUAAUCGCCAUCAGCAACGGCGUGGGUCCGAUCUUGGGAGGAGUUUUCUCUCAGGAUACGACCUGGCGAUGGGCGUUCUGGAUCAACCUGCCGUUAGGAGGCCUGGCCAUAGCCGUAUCUCUCUGGCUGCUGCCACUCAAGAAGGUUCACGGAGACAUGAAGUCGAAACUUCUUCGGAUAGACUACGCUGGCUCGCUCUUGACAAUCAUCUCUUCGGUACUGCUACUGGUGAACCAUCACAGGGGAGGAGUUACAUUCCCGUGGGCAUCAGCUGCCGUUUUGGUACCUAUUAUCCUUGGAGUUCUAGUUUUCGGAGUCUUCCUGUAUUGGGAAGCAAAUCAUGCUUCCCUUCCCAUCGUUCCAGUGCGUAUAUUCAAGACACGGACGGUUGUUGGCGUGUACAUCUGCACGCUCGCGAACGGAAUGACGUUCUUCGCUAUCUUGUACUACGUCCCUCAGUUCCUGCAGGUGGUUCGAGGUAGCUCGCCCAUUACGUCGGGUCUGUUGGUCUUGCCCUUCCUUGCCCCCCCGUAUGUGUCUUCAUUUGUGGUCAGACAAAUUACUAGUAGAACGGGACGAUAUAGGCCUAUGAUCAUCAUCGGUUAUGCGCUCUGGUCGGUCGCCCAAGGGCUUCAGAGCACGAUCACCCAAGACAGCUCGGACGGGAAGAUAGUCGGCUAUCUCCUCCUGGGAGGCAUUGCGUCCGGCGGCACGUUCCAAACGUCACUCAUUGCGGCGCAAGCUGCCGUUCCCCGGAGCGAAAUGGCCGUGGUCACCGGCGUGAGGAACUACGUCCGGCUCUUUGGCUCGACGCUCGGCCUGGCCAUAUGUGCUUCGAUUGUCAACAACGAACUCAAAGGUGCCAUUCGACCGCUCGGGCUUUCUAGCCAACAGAUUUCGCAGAUCACGAACGACCCGACGAUCAUCCACGAUUCUUCCUUCAACUUGACCAACGAACAAAGAAGGACCGUCAUCGACGGAUACGCAAAAGGGUUCAAGAACGUCUUUUACCUGACGAUGGCUUGCGUUCUUAUGGCAUUUAUAUCCUCUGUUCUCCUUAUACAGCACCACUCACUGAAGCGAGCCGAUGAUAAGGAGCUCAAAGAGGCAACGAAGCGAGAGCUUCUCGCCAAAAAGAUGAAGAAAAAGGGACUUCAACCCGGUGAUCAGGACCUGGAGUCCCAAACCCCCGAACCAGAACAAAAGGCACAAUAA
This is a messenger RNA of Punctularia strigosozonata HHB-11173 SS5, 1770 nucleotides long. Its product is annotated as MFS general substrate transporter. Bases 1 to 1770 code for a protein of 589 amino acids. The transcript has 14 exons. Lineage: Eukaryota; Fungi; Basidiomycota; Agaricomycetes; Corticiales; Punctulariaceae. The record is from RefSeq and is a predicted model, not a curated record. Gene Ontology annotation, biological process: transmembrane transport. Gene Ontology annotation, molecular function: transmembrane transporter activity.